Dryobates pubescens (Downy woodpecker) is the source of this 491-nucleotide messenger RNA. It is a transcript of the gene NDUFS6, whose product is annotated as NADH:ubiquinone oxidoreductase subunit S6. The coding region runs from base 37 to 417 and encodes 126 amino acids. NCBI's taxonomy places the organism in Eukaryota, Metazoa, Chordata, Aves, Piciformes, Picidae. The record is from RefSeq and is a predicted model, not a curated record. Gene Ontology annotation, biological process: mitochondrial electron transport, NADH to ubiquinone. The transcript has 4 exons.
CGGUCGCCGGAGCGCUGGUCACGUGGCCGUUUCAAGAUGGCGGCGCCCACCGCGACCUUCCGCUGUCUGCUGCCGCUGAGUCGCUCGCUGCGCUCUCGCCCCGUCGCCCUUUCCGUUCGACCCUACGGUGUGCGAGUCUCCGCCACCGGCGAACUGGUGACGCACACGGGACAGGUAUAUGACGAAAAGGAUUAUAGAAGAGUUAGAUUUGUUGGACGACAAAAGGAGGUGAACAAGAACUUUGCAAUUGAUUUGAUAGCGGAGCAGCCUGUGAGUGAAGUUGAAAGCAGAGUGAUAUCGUGUGAUGGUGGUGGUGGAGCUUUGGGACAUCCUAAAGUAUACAUCAACUUGGACAAAGAAACAAAGACUGGAACAUGUGGCUACUGUGGACUUCAGUUUAAGCAGAAGCAUCACUGAAAGGUUAUCCCUGCGUGACUGCAAAUUUCUGCUCAGAUGUUAACAUCCAACUAUAAAUAAACAGUGUAUUUAGA